Gasterosteus aculeatus aculeatus (three-spined stickleback) is the source of this 3121-nucleotide messenger RNA. It is a transcript of the gene crtam, whose product is annotated as cytotoxic and regulatory T cell molecule. Gene Ontology annotation, biological process: positive regulation of natural killer cell mediated cytotoxicity directed against tumor cell target; detection of tumor cell; cell recognition. Gene Ontology annotation, cellular component: plasma membrane. The record is from RefSeq and is a predicted model, not a curated record. NCBI's taxonomy places the organism in Eukaryota, Metazoa, Chordata, Actinopteri, Perciformes, Gasterosteidae. Gene Ontology annotation, molecular function: signaling receptor binding.
ACACUGCAAAUACCACUUUUCAACGUUAGUGUGACAUCAUAUUUCAUUUAGUAUUCAGAUGUAUGAAUGGGAUUAAUUUGCUUCUGUUGGUCACGAAGUUCCUCUGGGUCUAGAUACGUCAACCAGCAGGUGUAUUCUCAUCAUUCAGUAAUGACAUCAAGGGCGUAUCUAUAUGACUUAGUAGUUGUGUAAGCCUACACAAUUCUAAAUAUUUUAAAUUACAAGGGAAUCUCCACUGCUUAUUCCAAAAUAAAGCGUGGUCAUUCUGCUGUUAGUCAGCCAGCAAGAUUUUCCUCCUCCACAGAGGACUUCAUGCUGAGGCGUAUAGGACUCAGGGGCGUUAUUAGACACCUUGUCACGUCGAAUGUUGUCCUCGGCCUGAUACUUCUUGAUUAAUGGACACAUCAAAUAUGAGGAUGUACCUCUCAGCCAACUGCUGUUCUCAAAUGCAUGACAACUCGUCAUUGAUGAGGGAACAAUUUAAAGCAUUUGUUAUUCCAACAGGGGGCAAUAAUACUGAAUUAUGGGGGCAAGUGUCCGUAUAUAUUAAUAUGUUAAGAUUUAGGUUUAGUAAUAUCUUAGGACGUAAAACAUAUUUACAACAGUCUAGAUAGCGGGUCUGGGCCACCGAUUCAAAGGGUCAUCAGGUGCACAUAAUGUCAUCUUCAUUUUCAUCGCCAUCUGCAUUCUCAUAACCGAAGUGCAGGGUUGCAGCAGUCUGACCCUCUUGCCCACAAGAUGAAUAGAGGACACAAAAGCCUUCCAAAAUUGUUGAGUGUCGUGAUAUUAUUCUGUGAGUCGUAGCCUUGUGUUUCCUUCAUAAGGGCCAGAACAGAUACUGUCAGUCCUAAUUUACUGUCUGUCUCUCUGCCCUUAAAUGUCUCACUGCCCUGGUCAUGUGGCUCCACUGUUACUAGGCGAACAUUCUUUUUACAGUUCAUGUAUCAUUACAGUCAACUGACAGACUUGUUUAAAGACUAAAUAUCUGUUAAAUAUUAUAUAUGAUGUAUCUUUUAGAUCUUUAGCCAUGAUUUAACAUACAAGUUGCUUUAAGAAUUCCUAACAUGAAAUAUGAUCAUACCAAAAUUCAGACAUCAAAUAUAAUUUUCAAAGUUUCCCUCUAUAUUCGUUGUCAUUCUAAAAGCACAGUUAACACUAUUAUCGCUCUACACGGAGAUCACUGAAGGGUAAUGGUGGAACAUACUGCUCCAUACCAGGUCCAACACAGUCCAAAUGGAAAUGUCAAACAUCAAAGAUUGGACACAUGUGUUUGGUGUAUGGGUUACUGAUUGUGUUUCGGAUACAUUCUUUAUUAAUUCAAUUCUUUUUGUUUUGUAUACCCCAAAAUCCAUAAGAACCUAGGUAGAACAACAGAGGAAGAAUCUCUGUUGGCUUUAAGCUAAAUAUGGUUGGAUAUAAGUAUGGAAUUUGUGCCUGCUACAUCUAAAAUGUAUAAAUAAAUAAUGUGUAUGAAUCCUAAACUUUUAACUUUUACUAAGAAUCACAUGAUACGUUUAAUCAAAAAGUCUAUGGAAACCACAUGGCAGUGAUGUCAUGGAAGGUCCCUCGGUAGAGUACAAAUAGAGCUAGAGAUGAGGAAACACGCAGAGUGGAAGUGUGAUUGUUGGUGAGAUGGAACUGAAGCUGCAGCUCAGUGUCUUCGUGUUACUCAUACAGGUUUCCCUUGCUGUGUGGCGUCAUGUGACUGUGAUAAAGGGGGAGACACUCCGCUUAAGCUGCCCUGUUACUGACGCUAACAUGACCCCUGUUGACUGGAAGAACCCUGAAGGAUAUAUUAUGUUCUUUAAUCGCCAAAAAGCCUUACAGGACAAGCGCUACAGCAUCAACAAACUGUCUCAAACAAAGUUCAUCAUCAGUAUUUCCAAAAUCACCUUCAAAGAUGGUGGCAACUAUACAUGCUCUCAAUAUGGCGCACACACAACAGAGAAGAAAGUGGAGGUGACGGUCUUAGGCCGUCCAAAAAUGGAAGUAGCUGAGCAUGAAGGAAGGUUUGUCAUAAAAUGCUCUGCUAAGGGGAACCACUAUCCUCCUCAAAUUUCUUGGAAAAUGAAUAAUUCCCCUGAAGUUCUUGCACAUAACAUGGAAGAAAUUAGAAGUAACACGACAUAUGCCUCAAUGGCUGUGCUACAUGUUGACUCAGUGGAAAGGAGGACCACAGUCAAAUGCCUUGUUCGCCAUCCGGCUCUCCACUCACAACCUCUGAUGAACUUUGUCAACAUUAUACAACACCCAACAAAGUCCCGGCACACAACCACAACUAAUUACCCCACAACCCAGCCUCGAGGGUCAACAGGGGUGCCAGCAGGGCACCUUGCAACCACACACAUGUUCUCCCAUGAACCAAAGACGGUCCCCAGUGGACGUCCUCUGAUCCCCACUGGCUCAACUCUCACAACCAAUGACUGGACGUCUGUCUCCGAGACAACAGAGGGCAUCACAUCCAAUAACAAUACAGUUGGAAACACAACAGGAAGCAUUAAUGACCCAAAGAUGUGGACAGGACCUGAAGGAAGUUCCUCAUUAUUGGUCUUCCUGGUAACAUGCCUGCUCUUUGGUCUCCUUGUGGUUGUCAUUUUCUUUGCAAUCAAGCUCAGGAGAGCACACACCGCCUGGAAAAGAGUUUUUAUUGUUACAGAGAAUGAAGAUACUGUUCCAUCAGAGGAGAGCAGUAAAUCCAAAUCAAGCCAAGAAGAGAAGAACGUGCAGGGACAGAAGCAAAGAGGCUUUUUCAACACAGCAUUCACACAGUACGUCGUUGAAAAACCAACAGCGAUAAGCUCUGUGAUGAAGGGAAAUUCAAUGGCAGCAACAGAGAGUGUAAAUCCACAAUCUCAAAAUCAACCUCAAACCCUGAGACAAACUUCAGCCCAGAGAGACAUAAAGGAGACAGAGCUAUGACAAUCUGUAAAAUACUGUACAUAUAUCAAUAAUAGCAUGAGCACCACCAGAAUGCUCACAUAUUAGAAUGAGUUGUUUUUUACAAUGACGAAAUGUAUAUUUACAUCUUAGAAAACAAUGUGACAAUUUGCUUUUUACAGUUUAUAUAUUGUAUGUAUUUUGUCUUUACAUCAACCAAUAAAUGAUGUUUUGCUCAAACACA